Molecule: messenger RNA, 1122 nt
Organism: Saccharomyces cerevisiae S288C
Lineage: Eukaryota; Fungi; Ascomycota; Saccharomycetes; Saccharomycetales; Saccharomycetaceae
Gene: JNM1
Product: Jnm1p
Exons: 1
Coding region: 1-1122 (373 amino acids)
Biological process (GO): microtubule-based process
Cellular component (GO): cytoskeleton; dynactin complex
Source: RefSeq, marked reviewed
AUGAACGUCAUAGAUUUAAGUGAUCCUGCCAUCAAUGUGGAUUAUGAUAGCUUGAUUGGCAUUGACAAUGAGGAAUCUCAAGAAAUUUUUGAAAAUGAAGUGAAGGAAGAUGGACAACAAGAAGAGCAGGAAGAAGCAUCUUCAAGAAAAGAUGGGCUCAUCGUUGAACCAGGGAGAGAUGUUGAGAGUUUGAGAAGGGCUAUUCGAGAUCAGUUGCUUUUCAAGAUACAUAGACAAAACCAAUCAGACUGUGCAGAUGCGAGAAAGUUGAGUAACGAUGAAGAAGAUGAAAGUCGGCAACAGAAAUUAGAAAGAAUAAGAGAAGAAUUGGAGGAGUUGAAAAUAGAAAAUUUAACAUCUGAAAUGCAAACUGAAAUCAAGGAAUUGUGCGAAAUUCAAUCAAAAUUGGCGACGGAAUCAUCUAGUAGAUUGACAAAUUUGAGGAAGAAGCUUCUCGAAACAUAUGAAGGCCAAGAUACCGUCAUAUUGCCAAACAUAAUUCUUGAUACGAGUAAUAUCAAAAGAUUGCAAAAGUUAGAUCAGAAAAUAUCCCUAAUGGAACGUUUUGUUGGCAUACCAGAAGCUUUGGAGGCAGAAGAAGAUAGGAAAUCGGUUCAUAGUAAAGUCAAUGAACUAUAUAGAAGUAUUCAACUUUUACAAGGCGAUGAUAAGGCGGAAGGAAAGCUGCAAAAGUUCCGGGAUAGACUCGUAGAACUGAACGAGGAAUUUGAAAACUCAUUGUUAGGCAAGAAAAUACAACAGGACUUGAGGUUGAAAGAUGACACCGUGAGCAAGCUUGUUAUGCCCGAAAACAAAGUAAAGGAGAUAAAUAGUAUGUAUUCCAUGUUCAAGCAAUAUCAAGAUUCACUACCACUGUUGGCGGAGAGGAUGAAAAGUCUCAAUAAAAUGAACAACAGGGUGAUCGAGGUGUACGAAACCACGAAAGGGCUGGAUUCACAAAUAACCAGCAUCCAAGAACAAGGAAAAGUUUGGCUAAAGGCUUUAAAUGAGCUGGAUAAAAAAUUCGAUGAACAAGAGGUUAAAAUUCGCGAAAAUAUGGAGCAGAUCAGGCGUAAAAUUGAUACCCUCGAAGACGAAGCUCUACAGAGAAAUAGCAAAUAA